This is a messenger RNA of Spinacia oleracea (spinach), 1906 nucleotides long. Its product is annotated as cytokinin hydroxylase-like. The record is from RefSeq and is a predicted model, not a curated record. NCBI's taxonomy places the organism in Eukaryota, Viridiplantae, Streptophyta, Magnoliopsida, Caryophyllales, Amaranthaceae. The coding region runs from base 130 to 1704 and encodes 524 amino acids. Gene Ontology annotation, molecular function: oxidoreductase activity, acting on paired donors, with incorporation or reduction of molecular oxygen; iron ion binding; heme binding. The transcript is spliced from 4 exons.
ACUUUGACUUCUUUCUAUAUAUUGCCCCUCGUGCUUGCUCCUUUAGCAUGCUCAUCAUAUAAUAAUUAUUAUUACACAAUAAUAAAGAGAGAAAACUAAAAACAAAAAAAAAACAAAAAGAAGAAGAAAAUGAGUCUUGUUCAUUUUGUGUAUGGAUUCAUCUUCAUUAGCUUGUUUUUGUUAUGGAAAUUGAUUAAUGCUUGUUAUAUCUCACCCGUUCGAACGCUGCGAAAGCUGCGUUCGAACGGGUUAGGAGGACCAACUCCUAGUUUUCCCUUGGGAAAUUUGAGUGAUAUGAAACAAAUGCUCAUCAAAGCUAAAUCUUUAUCUUCUUCGUCGUUGUUGUCGUCGUCUUCUGAAAGUAUAUCCCAUGAUAUCCAUUCUUCUUCUCUUCCUUACUUCGCUCAAUGGAAAAAGUUGCAUGGAAAAGUGUAUGUUUAUUGGAUGGGAGUUGAGCCGUUUGUAUACAUAGCAGACCCUGAAUUUCUUAAGGAAAUGUCUGGAAAAGUGUUUUCGAGGAAUUGGGGAAAACCUAAUGUAUUCAGAAGUGAUAGGGUUCCAAUGUUGGGAGAAUGUGGUCUUAGUAUGAUUGAGGGUAAUGCUUGGGCUCGUCAUAGGCAUAUUAUAACUCCAGCUUUCUCUUCCACUAAUUUGAAGGGCAUGGUGGAUUCAAUGGUGGAAUCUACGAUCAAGAUGAUAAAAAAUUGGAGUACUCUCCUUGGUAACUCGAGCAAACUCGAACUCGAACUCGAUGUGGAGAGAGAAUUCCCGGUGUUAGGCGGGGAAACAAUGGCCAAAACUAAUUUUGGAAUUCAUAAUAGUGAAGUGGAAAAUACAUUGCUUGAAAAAUUAAGAGAAAUACAGAUUAGUCUGUUCAAACACACGCGUUAUGUUGGAGUCCCUUACGGUAAGUUUUUGAGCAUGAGACAAACCCUAAAGGCUAGGAAGCUAGGGAAAGAGAUCGAUGGAAUACUUUUAUCUAUUAUAAACGCGAGAAGAGAGAUUAUUGGUGUCGAACCUCGACAACACGAGGAUUUAUUGCGAUUAUUGCUCGAAGGUGAGGAUCACUUUGAUGGACAAUUGACAACAAAAGAACUAAUUGAUGAGUGUAAGACGUUUUUCUUUGGAGGGCAUGAGACGGUUGCAUUAUCAAUGACAUGGACAUCGAUGUUAUUGGCUAUGUACCCAAAAUGGCAAGAUGAAUUGAGGGAAGAAAUCAAAGAGGUGAUUGGAGACAAAGAUGACAUUGAUUUCACAAUGCUUGCUAGACUCAAGAAGAUGGGAUGGGUGUUUAACGAAUCACAAAGAUUAUACCCCUCAUCACCAAAUCUUCAAAGGCAAGCAAGAAGUGACAUUCAAGUAGGCAAUGUAGUAAUCCCGAACGGCACCAACAUAUGGAUCGACGUCGUCGGAAUGCACCACGACCCGGAUCUAUGGGGAAAUGACGUCAACGAGUUCAAACCCGAGAGAUUCGACGGGGACUUGUAUGGCGGAUGCAAAAAUAAAAUGGGUUACUUGCCAUUCGGUUUUGGAGGUAGGAUGUGCAUUGGCAAAAACUAUGCACUUAUGGAGUAUAAGAUUGUUAUGUCUUUGAUUCUUCGCCGGUUUUCUUUUUCCGUUGCACCGUCGUAUCACCAUUUCCCGACUUAUUUUUUCUCUUUUAGACCGGGUUCUGGGGUGCCUCUUAUUGUUAAACCUUUGUAAUUAUAAGUUAACCUAUAGGAUGUAUGUUAAAAUAUUAUUGAUGGGGAAGUAUAUUGUUGGGUAUGUUGUGUGUGGGCACACGCCUCUAUUCAUAUUACAAACUAGAUAUAAUUCUGUUCGUAGGUUUAUUAAGUCAUAUACACUUCUAUCUUAUGAACGUUGCGAUUAAAUAAAAAGAAAAUGUCAUAUGCUUGUCAUGUUA